Messenger RNA from Kogia breviceps (pygmy sperm whale), 1307 nucleotides. NCBI's taxonomy places the organism in Eukaryota, Metazoa, Chordata, Mammalia, Artiodactyla, Physeteridae. The record is from RefSeq and is a predicted model, not a curated record.
UGACGCGACGGCGGCGACGGGGAGCGCUGCUCCGCGGGGCAGCGGCGGGAGCGGCAAUGGCGCACAUCACCAUCAACCAGUACCUGCAGCAGGUCUGCGAAGCACUCGACGCCAGAGACGGGUCGUCCCUUGCAGAGCUGGUGUCUUUCAAGCACCCUCAUGUUGCCAACCCACGGCUCCAGAUGGCCUCUCCAGAAGAGAAGUGUCAACAAGUUUUGGAACCCCCUUAUGACGAAAUGUUUGCAGCUCAUUUAAGGUGCACGUACGCGGUGGGGAACCACGACUUCAUAGAGGCGUACAAGUGCCAGACCGUCAUUGUCCAAUCAUUCCUACGGGCAUUUCAGGCCCACAAAGAAGAAAACUGGGCUCUGCCUGUCAUGUAUGCGGUGGCACUUGACCUUCGAAUAUUUGCCAACAAUGCAGAUCAGCAGCUGGUAAAGAAAGGAAAGAGCAAAGUUGGGGACAUGCUGGAGAAGGCGGCCGAGCUGCUGAUGAGCUGCUUCCGCGUCUGCGCCAGCGACACCCGUGCGGGCAUAGAGGACUCCAAGAAGUGGGGCAUGCUGUUUCUGGUGAAUCAGUUAUUCAAGAUCUAUUUUAAGAUCAACAAGCUCCAUUUGUGUAAACCGCUCAUCCGAGCCAUCGACAGCUCAAACCUGAAGGACGACUACAGCACUGCCCAGAGGGUGACGUACAGGUACUACGUGGGGCGGAAGGCCAUGUUCGACAGCGACUUCAAGCAAGCUGAGGAGUACCUGUCCUUUGCUUUUGAGCACUGCCACCGUUUGAGCCAGAAGAACAAAAGGAUGGUCCUCAUUUAUCUACUUCCUGUGAAGAUGCUCCUGGGUCACAUGCCGACUAUUGAGCUCCUGAGAAAGUACCAUCUCAUGCAGUUUGCGGAGGUGACCAAAGCUGUGAGCGAAGGCAACCUCCUCCUCCUGAACGAGGCUCUGGCCAAGCACGAGGCCUUCUUCAUCCGCUGCGGCAUUUUCCUUAUCCUCGAGAAGCUGAAGAUUAUCACCUACAGGAAUCUUUUCAAGAAAGUGUACCUGUUACUCAAGACACACCAGCUGUCCCUGGAUGCGUUCCUGGUUGCCCUGAAGUUCAUGCAGGUGGAGGACGUGGACAUCGCCGAGGUCCAGUGCAUCCUGGCCAACCUGAUCUACAUGGGUCACAUUAAAGGCUACAUCUCGCACCAGCACCAGAAGCUGGUUGUCAGCAAGCAGAACCCCUUCCCCCCGCUGUCCACGGUGUGCUGACCCCGCCCCCGAGGACAGGGAGAGGGGCCGUCCCGGUUCUCAUCCUGCCGA